This is a messenger RNA of Vicia villosa (hairy vetch), 2726 nucleotides long. RefSeq lists its product as uncharacterized. The transcript has 17 exons. NCBI's taxonomy places the organism in Eukaryota, Viridiplantae, Streptophyta, Magnoliopsida, Fabales, Fabaceae. The record is from RefSeq and is a predicted model, not a curated record. The coding region runs from base 568 to 2388 and encodes 606 amino acids. Gene Ontology annotation, molecular function: 5'-nucleotidase activity.
AUUGAUCAUAUGAUUCCAAUUCUGAUCAGCAUACCGACUCUUAGAAACCCAAAAGUUUGUGGCCCGGCAGGCACUACUUAUCCAGCCACACCCAAAUCAGCACAAAAUGCAUAACCCAGCUCAAUCAUCACAUCUACACGUGCCACAUCUUCCUCAUCUCAAUUUCUGGCUUAUUUUACUUUUCCAUUUCCAACAACAACCUCUCGCAUCUCAAUUUCUGAGCCUUAUAUUACUACCACCACUUGUUAAAGAAUAAUUGAGAAUAUUAGGUGAAAAUAUGGGAACAAAUUAGUGCUUACUUACACAAGAGGGAAUUAAUUCCUUCCCCAACGUGAAUGGAUUAUAUUAUCCAAAAUCCAAUUCCAGUAUACGAAUAAUCCUUUUUUUUUCAACACGUUUCAUUACCAGUUCGGCAAAAUCACUUAUUAAUGCUUAUUAUGCUUAUGCCAGUGGUGAAGUUGCAUUUUCGCUUUUGAUUUUCAAACGCUAAUUUCGCGGUGCAGAAUCUGAUUCUCUUCCAUCAUCACCAUGUUCAAGGCUAUUUAAUCAGUAAUUAAUCACUGCACGAUGCGAAUUCCUAAGAGGCUAUUCUCAUUUUCUCUUUCUUACUUCUCUCCUCGGCUCGUAGCGCCUCUUUUAUCUUCUCGGAUUUGUUUUGCGUUUGGAAUUUGCGGUAAAGCUUCUCGUAGCUUCGUCAAUAUUGCAUCACCAGGUGCUAGCAAGGUGCAUUCUCAAUAUUCAAUGGAUGAGAACCACGAUGUUGGUCUGCAUGACUCAAAAUCAAUUGGCAGAAAUAGUGAAAAACAGCCACAUGUAUGGUCAUCUUCUCCUGAACAUGGAUCUAGAACUGAUAUAGGCAAACAAAUAUUUUGUAACCGGUCACUAAAUAUGAAGAACAUUGUUGCUGUGGGAUUUGACAUGGAUUAUACUCUGGCACAAUACAAGCCUGAAACUUUUGAAUCUCUUGCUUAUCAAGGCACAAUUAAAAAGCUGGUUUAUGAUUUGGGAUAUCCUAGUGAGUUGCUAAAUUGGUCUUUUAAUUGGAAGUACAUGGUCAGGGGCUUGGUUCUUGACAAAAAAAGAGGAAAUAUAUUGAAGAUGGAUCGCCACAAAUAUGUGAAAGUAGCUUAUCAUGGAUUUAGAGAAUUGUCAAAAGAAGAUAAAGUUGGGACCUACGGUAAUACUUUAAUACGCGAUUCAUUUGACGAGCCAGACUAUGCUCUAAUUGAUACACUUUUCUCUCUCGCGGAAGCCUACUUGUUUGCUCAACUGGUUGAUUUUAAGGAUUGUAAUCCUGGAAAGAUUCGAGAGGGUGUCGAUUAUGCUCGCAUGUAUAAAGAUGUACGAGCUGCUGUUGACUUGUGCCACCGUGAUGGGACAUUGAAGCAAAUGGUGGCUAAAGAUCCUGGAAGAUAUAUCAAUGAAGACACCAUGAUAGUGCCGAUGCUUGAAAUGCUCAGAGAAUCUGGACGUGCAACAUUUUUAGUGACAAAUAGUUUAUGGGACUAUACAAAUACUGUCAUGAAUUUCCUCUGUGGAUCCAGACAGGUAGAUGGCAGUAACAAUUUUGAAUGGCUUCAAUACUUUGACGUGGUUAUCACUGGCAGUGCAAAGCCAGGAUUUUUUCUCGAGGAAAAUCGUGCCAACCUAUUUGAGGUUGUGCCUGAGACUGGAAUGCUUCUCAAUACAGAUAAUGGCUCUCCUAUGCCUCAGGUGGGGAACAUCUCUGCAAGGAUAUUCACAGAAUCAAAGAAUCACGCUUGCCAAGCUUUCCAGGGAGGCAAUGUCGCUCAUCUGCAUAAACUUCUUUCCAUUGAAUCAAGUUCACAGGUUCUGUAUGUUGGGGAUCACAUUUAUGGAGACAUACUACGUAGCAAAAAGGUUCUUGGAUGGAGAACAAUGCUUGUAAUCCCAGAGCUGGAGAAGGAAGUUAAACUCCUCUGGGAGUCAAGGGACACCCGAAAGGAAGAACUUUACUUGAAUAGUCUCAUGCAGGAGCUUCAAUUCUUGAGGAGUGAGCGUGAUCGCAUUGAGGAUGAAGUACAUCAUUUGAAGUGGUCUCUCAAAUUCAAGAACCCAGAUGCUGUUGCCAAGCAAAAGUUAUCUUCAGCACUUAAUAAAUUGGAGCUUGAAAGAGAGAGAAUGCGGUUAAUCCAUCAAGAAGCUCAAAGAAAAUUACAUCUAGGGUUUCACGAACCAUGGGGACAGCUUAUGAAAACUGGUUAUCAGAAUUCUCGCUUUGCUCAUCAGGUUGAGAGAUUUGCCUGCCUUUAUACUAGCCAAGUAUCUAACCUGGCGUUGCACUCUCCAGAUAAGUAUUACAGACCUAGUGAAGAUUUUAUGCAGCAUGAAUUUGGAAUUCUCGGUUCUGAGUCACGAGAAAUAUAAGUUCAGAAAUUUGGAGUUGCAUCCGGUUGGGUUUGGAAAGUUGUAUUCUGAUCUGUUGUUCGUUUCGGACUCCUAUCUCCCUUUUCAAGCUCAUUUUCGUAAUUCGAUGCGCCAUAUGAUAUUUUAUAAAUGCUAGAUUUAUCAUCAAAUAUUGUAUAGUUCGGUCCACCCCUAAUGUGGGGGGUCCUAGUGUGCAGUAGCAAUUACAGAAAUUGAGUGCCAUUCAAAAAAAAAAGUUACAAAAAUUAAGUGUCUUCAUUUAAUAUACUUGCAGAUAACCAGUUACUUUGCCAAGUGUAAAUAAGUUUUCAUUGAUUGAUAUUCACUAUUUUUUUAUA